GCACCUCCGUGUCGUCAGCGGGAGCCACCGGAGGUGGGGGGGGGUCCAGCCAUGGGGCGUCGAGGGCUCGCCGGCUGCGUUGGGGGUCUGUGCUGCCUCCUGGGCUGCCUGCGCAUGGCAGAGGCCACGGCUGGCUGGCCCUGCGGCAACACGGGUGACAUCUGCGCCGAGAACGCCUGCUGCGUCGGGGCGCCCAGCCGAGGCUUCUUCUGCCGCUGCGGCCGUGGCUUCGAGUCGAUGCCGCCCAACGGCUCCUUGCACGCCUGCCGCGACGUGGACGAGUGCGUGGCCAUCCCGGGCCCCUGCGGCCCCAACGCCGUCUGCAUCAACCAGCCCGGUGCCUUCACCUGCAUCUGCCGGCCCGGCUACGACGGUCCCAACUGCACGGUGCGGAUUUUCGCCUGCGAGUACAAAACCGCGCAGGAUGAGGCCCUGCGGAAGAGCUGCGGGCGCUCAGCCCCGGGGGACACGUGGUGCCGCGUGCUCAACGCCACGACCCAGCGGCUGCGGGCGGCCUGCGGCAGCGGCAGUGGUGACCGCAGCGGUGGCAUCAACCUGCAGGACACCCUCGCCCCGCUCUUCGAUGUGACGGCCCAGCUGCAGAGCCAACGUCGCCCCGAGGCCGCCGCCGCCACCGGGCUGCUGCUGCACACGGCCGAGGUGCUGGUGCUGGAGGCCACCGUGCGCCACGGCCAGCGCCAACCCCAGUUCUUCGCCACGGACAACCUGAGCGCCGUGGCCCAGCUGGUCACCAGCAGCUGCCACCCGGACGGCCGCAUUCUGAAGCUGACGGCAGGCAACGCCUCCAUGCACAUCCACUGCCACGAGGUGCUCACCAACGUGUCGAAAGGCACCGGCGCCGUGGCCCUCAUCGCCUACCAGGACCUGGAGACGGUGCUCAACGCCAGCAGCGCCGAGGAGGGGACGCCGCCGGGACGCCUCAACUCCCACGUGGUCAGCUGCACCGUGGGCAAGCCCAUGAACUUCUCCAAACCCUUCAGGUUAACCCUGCGGCACAAGACGGAGCCACGCGAGGAUGAGGAGGCCCACUGCGUGUCCUGGCAGCCAGUGGGCACCCACGGCCGCUGGUCGGAGCAGGGCUGCGAGCGCCUGGAGAGCGACCACCUCUACACCACCUGCAGCUGCUGGCAUCUCUCCAGCUUCGCCAUCCUCAUGGCCAUCAGCGACGUGGAGGAGAACGUCGCCCUGAGAUUGGUCACCUACGUGGGGCUGUCGCUCUCGGUGCUCUGCCUCUUCCUCGCCAUCCUCACCUUCCUCCUGUGCCGCUCCCUCUGGAACGUCAGCGUCGCCCUCCACCUGCAGCUCAGCAUCUGCCUCUUCGUGGCUGACAUCCUCUUCCUCGUGGCCAUGCACCGCAUCAGGAAUCAGCUGGCGUGCGCCAUCAUCGCUGGCCUCCUCCACUACCUCUUCCUCGCCUGCUUCACCUGGAUGUUCCUGGAGGGCUUGCACCUCUUCCUCACCGUCAGGAACCUGCGCGUGGUCAACUACACCAGCGCCAGCCGCUUCAAGAAGCGGUACAUGUACCCCACGGGCUACGGCGUGCCGGCCCUGGUGGUGGCCAUCUCCAUCGCCGUCAACCCCAGCGGCUACGGGACCGACAAGCACUGCUGGCUGUCCACAAAGGGAGGAUUCGUGUGGAGCUUCAUUGGCCCGGUCUGCGCCAUCAUCCUGGUUAACCUGGUGUUUUUCCUCACCACCCUCUGGAUCCUGCGGGACAAGCUGUCCACCCUCAACAAGGAUGUCUCCUCCCUCAAGAGCACGAGGACGCUGACGUUCAAGGCGCUCACCCACGUCCUCAUCCUGGGCUGCACGUGGGGCCUGGGCUUGCUGCAGACGCGCUCCAGCGCCCUGCUCGUGGCCUUCCUCUUCACCGGCCUCAACAGCCUCCAGGGAGUCUUCAUCUUCGUCGUGCACUGCCUCCUCAACCGGCAGGUGACGGAGCAGUACCAGCGGUGGCUUCGGGCCCUCAGCCCCAAAGCAGGGAGCACGGAGCUGACGAUGACGUUGUCGAACAUCACCUCCAUCACGGAAGGGGAAAGGCCCGCGACCCAGGGCAGAGAAGGCUGCGAGUGGCAGAAAUGAAGGCCCAGCACCGUGCGGGCCCAUUCCCGGCCUUUUCCCGAGGAACGACCUGUUUCCAUCCGCUUUCCGCAAGGACCCAACCCGUUCCCAGCAUUUCUCUGAGGAACGACCCGUUUCCAGACGUUUUCUGCACGGGUCCGACCCAUUUUCAGCCACUUCCCUGAGGAACAACCUGUUUCCAGCACUUCCAGGAGGAACCAACCCAUCUCCAGCAGCAUUUCCAGGACUUCUCCAAGGAAUGAACCAUUUCAAGCCAUUUUCCACGAAGAUGUGACACAUUUCCAGCAUUUCUCCAAGGAACAACCCAUUUCCAGCUUCUUUUCACAAGAAUCUGACCCAUUUCCAGCGUUUCUCCAAGAAUUCAACCCAUUUCCAGCACUUCUGCAAAGAGCCGACCCGUUUCCAGCAUUUCCUGAAGGCUCCAACCUCUUUCCAGCAUUUCCCCAAAGGAACGAUCCAUUUCCAGAUGCUUUCCACAAGAAUUUGACCCGUUUCCAGCUGCUUCUGCAAGAAUCUGACCAGUUCCCAGCAUUUCUCCAUGAAUCCGGCCCAGUUCCAGCACUUCCCUGAGGAUCCAACCUGGCUCCAGCAUUUUUGUGAGGACUUGACCCGUUCCCGCAAGGAUUUGACCCGUUCCCAUGAGGAUCCCACCCGCGGGUUCCUCGGCCGCUGCAUCGCAGCCCCUCGUGGGGAUUUUUUUUUGUGCUAAAAGGAGGCAAUUAAACACACGUGGCCUGUC
Messenger RNA from Dromaius novaehollandiae (emu), 2842 nucleotides. Its product is annotated as adhesion G protein-coupled receptor E3-like. The transcript is spliced from 17 exons. NCBI's taxonomy places the organism in Eukaryota, Metazoa, Chordata, Aves, Casuariiformes, Dromaiidae. Gene Ontology annotation, biological process: adenylate cyclase-activating G protein-coupled receptor signaling pathway; cell surface receptor signaling pathway. Gene Ontology annotation, cellular component: plasma membrane. The coding region runs from base 52 to 2103 and encodes 683 amino acids. Gene Ontology annotation, molecular function: calcium ion binding; G protein-coupled receptor activity. The record is from RefSeq and is a predicted model, not a curated record.